AUGUUGCACGACGCUACCCACCUCGCGCCCGCGUUUCAAACUAUGAGUUACGACUGUGAAAGAGUGCCCAUCAAACGCGAAAACGAAUGUCCUGAAGAGGACGAAUACUACGGUUACGCGCCGAUCCAAGUCAAACGUGAUACGGAAAUGCAGGGUUUCGUGUCGUCUUCACCAACACACCUCAUGGACCUCAGCAACGGGUCAGAACGGCCGCUUCAACAACCUUGGCCUGCAAAUGUUAUAUUCGAUAACGAAGAAAGGGAUUACCAGCAACAGUUCGCAUACGAUCCCAUGUACGACCAACGGCAGCGGCAGUACCGAAACUUUUAUUUUGAAGACUCAAAUUCCCAAGACAGACUGGGCCCUUACUACGAAGCCGAGGCGCCCUCCGUGGAGUCAACGUACCGCGCUUCAACUGAAGAACACAGUGAGGAGAGCGACGAGCAUAGACGAACAAAGAAAAGGUCAUCAAAAUCGUCUCGCAAGAAAACUCAAUCCUUCGAAGAGAUGCAGAUACAACGAGUGAUGGCGAAUGUGAGAGAGCGGCAAAGAACCCAGAGCUUGAACGAGGCGUUCGCGAGUUUACGACAAAUCAUUCCAUCUCUGCCCAGCGAUAAACUAUCCAAAAUACAGACCUUGCAAUUGGCUACCCAAUAUAUAGAAUUUUUGUACCAAAUCCUGUCUAACAGUGAAUCUACGGCGAGUAGCGAUAGCAGUGAUGCCGGGAGCGAACACGGGAAAUACUUAGCACAAGAUAAACUAAGCUACGCCUUUUCUGUAUGGAGAAUGGAAGGCGAGUGGACCAAUGGUCAAACGUGA
Molecule: messenger RNA, 819 nt
Organism: Pieris macdunnoughi
Lineage: Eukaryota; Metazoa; Arthropoda; Insecta; Lepidoptera; Pieridae
Source: the annotation of a GenBank genome assembly